AUGGCGGCCGUCCUUGAUGCUUUGGCAGCCCGUGUGAUGAACACCAUCAUGGACAUGGGAGAAGAGAAGAUCAGCAUGUUGCUGGGCGUCUCCCACGAGAUCAAGAAGCUGGAGGACAACGUGGAACCCCUCCGGAACAUCCUCAUCGACGCCGAGAGGAGGCGCAUCACCGACAAGAGUGUGCAGGCAUGGGUGACCAAGCUCAAGAGUGCCAUGUACGAGGCCAGUGACAUCCUUGAUCUCUGCCAGCUCGAGGCCAUGGACCGACACUACAAGCAACACUCCAGGGGCUUAUGCCUCCGGCUCUGGGAGAAGCUGCCAUUUCUAUGUUGCCUGGGGGAAAAGCUGCAGGGUGUCCUCCAGCCGUUUCUCUACUGCGUGCAGAACCCCGGAUUCGCCAACGAGGUAGGCGGACGCAUCAAGACGCUCAACGAUGAACUGGCCACCAUCCGCAAGGGCGUCGCUGACUUCAACUUCAUUGACCUUGGCUCCUACGAGCAAAGGAGGAGGCCGCCGACUGUUGGAAUAAGCCAUGAUCUCGUGGGGGAGCAGAUCAAGAAGAAUGCAGAGGAACUGGAGCUUAAGCUGAUCGCCGCCAGCCGCCAUGAGCAUGGUAGUAACCCCGUCAAUGUGGUGGCCAUCGUUGGCCAGGGCGGCAUAGGCAAGAGCACGCUCGCCAAGAAGGUCUUUGCAAGCGAGGCCAUCAAGGAGAAGUUCAAAACCAAGAUAUGGCUGAGUGUCACUCAACAGUUCACCAAGGUGGACCUGCUAAGGGCCGCCAUCUCCCAAGCCGGGGGGAAGCAUGGUGAUGAGAACGACGAGACCAUACUUGUGAAUGCCCUCACCGACUCCCUAUCAACCAAAAAGUUUCUGUUGAUCAUGGAUGAUGUGUGGAACCAAGAAGCAUGGGAAAACGUGCUCCGCACCCCCAUUCUUAAUGCCGCCGAUACACAGCCAGGAAGCCGAGUCUUGGUUACCUCAAGAAAGGUUGAUGUUGUUCGGAGCAUGGGAGCUUCCAUCCUGCGGGUCGACACACUAGACGAUGAAGAUGCUUGGUGUUUGCUAAAGAAACAGCUGCCCCAGCCACAGGUUAAUGGAAAAUUGUACUAA
Molecule: messenger RNA, 1110 nt
Organism: Aegilops tauschii subsp. strangulata
Lineage: Eukaryota; Viridiplantae; Streptophyta; Magnoliopsida; Poales; Poaceae
Product: putative disease resistance protein RGA3
Molecular function (GO): ADP binding
Source: RefSeq, a predicted model, not a curated record